AUGCACCUCUCGUGGAACCUGUCGUUUUUUCUUAUCUUCAUCGCGGCAGUGAUGGCGGCGCUGCAAAGCCCAGCUGAUAGGCCGUUAAACGAACAGUUCAUCUUACAAGAGCGAAACUUACAAAUGUGCCAAAGCGCAUUUCCUGAUCGCGACUUUAAGAUCGAGCAUUUCAACAACAUGUAUGACGAUAAUAGCCCGAGACCAUUUGAUCCGAUGUGGCUGCCAACCGGCUUCUACGAUGCCCUCGAGCGACCAAUCUCGGAGGAAGAGUAUGAUCGACAAGUCGAGUACGAAAGGCGUACAGGUCUCCCGUAUCACCGCGAUCGCGAAGACGAGCAGAAGCGUAAGACGGCUCCGCUCUCGGUCAAGGCAUUCCAACAGCAUUCAUGUUCGGGCGAACAUUCUGCGGAAUUGACAGCAACCGAAACUUGCUUGACCGUUCCCAAAGGAGUGGCUUUUCAAGUCGAUAGUAUCUCCAGCCUCUGUGCAAUUUGGAUCUACGCAGAUGAAAAGUGUUGGUUAGAUUCUUUUGAGGUUUUAGAUGCCCUUUCCGGUGCGGAAGGUUGCUUCUCUCCUGGUGAUUUCGGAAGUCUCGAAGUCGUCUGCUCGGACGAGCUUCCGGCCUACGAUUGA
Molecule: messenger RNA, 633 nt
Organism: Dissoconium aciculare CBS 342.82
Lineage: Eukaryota; Fungi; Ascomycota; Dothideomycetes; Mycosphaerellales; Dissoconiaceae
Exons: 1
Coding region: 1-633 (210 amino acids)
Source: RefSeq, a predicted model, not a curated record